AGGACGCGGAGAUUCUCGGGACAAGAAGAGUGACUGCUUUUCGUCUUGUGCCCAAAAAAACUGUAAUACAAGCGGUGAUAAGUUUCUGAAAGCAACACGGACUGUUAUUCAUCUCAGACAGCAUGCAGCAUUGAAGAGGAGAAAGUUCCCCACUUGAGGGCGAAAUCAGACUUUUUUGAGGACGCCAAGUUUGAAAAGUGCCAGCAUCUCCUGGGUCUGUCAGUUACAACAUGCAGCAAUGUCCGAAGAGGCAGAGUUGGAUGUGAGAGGCAGUGAGUGCGACACAGUCCCACAAGAGCCCAGCACAGACCCCGAGCCGCCCAGGCCACCUCCGGCUAAGUCUGACGGACCCACAGGCACCGCUGGCGAUAGCACGAGCAUCCCCUCCAGUAGCCACAGUAGCAGCACCACCAUCACCACCUCCAUCAGCGGCAGCAGCAGCAUCAGAAGUGGUCUGGGUGGUGUUAGCAUCGUUAGCAGCAGUGCUGAGGGAGCAGGCGAAAGCUCCAUGCAGUUCAGCACCAGACCGCCUAGUGCUGAGCAGCCAGGCUUCAUGGGGACAUGGCAGCAGCAGAGCACUGACAGCAACCUCCUCUACAGAAUGUCCCAGCAGGGUGCAGUAAUGCGGCUUCCUCUGAAGUGCGACAGGUCGACUAUGGGCCGAGACCUGGAAGAGGCCAUUCGCUGCACACUGGUGAACUGCACAUGUGAGUGUUUCCAGCCUGGGAAGAUUCACCUAAGAACAUGUGACCAGUGCAAACAUGGCUGGGUAGCUCAUGCUCUGGACAAGCUCAGCACCCAGCACCUGUACCACCCAACCCAGGUGGAGAUCGUUCAGUCCAAUGUGGUGUUCGACAUCAGCAGCCUGAUGCUGUAUGACCAGGCCGUACCUGUGAGGCUCAAGAUCCUUCUAGACCGCCUCUUCUCCGUGCUGAAGCAGGAGGAGGUGUUGCACAUCCUGCACGGUCUGGGCUGGACCCUCGAGGACUACGUCAGGGGCUACAUACUGCAGGAUGCUGCAGGCAAGGUGCUGGACCGCUGGACCAUCAUGUCCAGAGAAGAAGAGAUCAUCACCCUGCAGCAGUUCCUGCGCUUUGGUGAGACCAAAUCCAUCGUGGAACUGAUGGCUAUUCAGGAGAAAGAAGGUCAAGCGGUUACUGUGCCCUCCUCCAAGACAGACUCUGGUAUUAGGACAUUUAUUGAAAGCAACAACAGGUCCCGCAGCCCGGGGCUCUUGACACAUCUGGAAAACAGCAGCCCCUCAAGCAUUCACCAUUUUGAGAACAUCCCCAACAGCUUAGCAUUCCUCUUGCCCUUCCAGUACAUUAACCCAGUCUCUGCUCCCAUGCUUGGCUUGCCUCCCAAUGGCUUACCUAUGGAGCAAUCUGGUCUCCGAAUCCGAGAGCCCAACCUGCCAAAUCAAGGUGAACAGGUGGAGACCAGUGAGUCAGAAGUGUCCCUCUCACCCUUCCGCACAGGCCAGAGCCCCAGCCGCGGAGCUCUGGGAGUCAUGAACAACAUUGAACCCAAGACGGAGCCUAACAACAGGGCAUCACCCAUCUCACCAACCCCUUCAACCCAGCAGGCUCAACAACAGCAGCAACAGCAGACACCGCUACAGCAGCAGCAACAGCAGCAAGGCCAACAACAAUCCCAAAGUCAAUCUCAACAAUCCAACAGCUUGAGUGAUCACCAGGUCCACCACCACCACCACUUUGUAAAGGACGAGCACUCUAAAUCCAUCAGCAGUGCUUCCUUCUCCUCCAAGAUGCAUCGCAUGCGCAGAAUGGGAUCCACCUCACGUAAGGGUCGUGUGUGUUGCAACUCUUGUGGCAAAACCUUUUAUGACAAAGGCACACUUAAGAUACAUUACAAUGCUGUACACUUGAAGAUUAAACACCGUUGCACAAUUGAGGGCUGCAAUAUGGUCUUUAGCUCACUACGCAGCCGCAAUCGCCACAGUGCCAAUCCGAAUCCAAGGUUGCAUAUGCCCAUGCUGCGAAAUAACCGUGACAAGGACCUAAUUCGUUCCAAUUCAGCCCCUGGUACACCUGUCAUCUCAAGCACCAAGAACGGUGGCUUCACACUCACCAGCCCUGGAAGACCGCCACUGGGCUUUACUACUCCACCGAUUGACCCAAUGCUCCAGUCACCCCUGCAAAGUCCACUGGUGUUCCCCACCCUCAAGUCAGUGCAGCCAGUCCAGCCAGUGCCCCCAUUCUAUCGUACACUACUGUCCCCUGCGGACCUUGUCAGUCCCCCAGUGUCACUGCCCACCAGCCCCAUUCUGCCCACUACCACCAACAGUACUACCCUGAUGGAACACCAACAACAGAUCCUGGCUGCUGUGGCUUCACACAAUAAUGUCCAUUUGUCAGACACAGGACACAUGUCCCACCGCUUACAUACAUCUAGUGCCAAUCACGAUCUCUCCACUGGCAACUGUGACCCCACGCCCAAAAAGAAGCCUCGUAAAUCUAGCAUGCCAGUGAAGAUUGAGAAGGAAGUAAUUGAUGUGGCGGAUGAUUAUGAUGACAGAGACGAUGACGAGGAUGAUAACCUCCACCAUAAUCACCACCAUCACCAGUCAUCCCUCCUUCACAAUAAUAUCAAAAUUAAUGGUAACUGUAACAGCAACAAUAAUGGUAGUGCUGGAAAUCACAGUGGUGGCAGUGGGCAGCAAUCCCCUUCCCAAGAUGAGAUGAGCCCUGGCAUAGCUAUGAGAGGUAUGAUGAGACAAAGUGAAGAUGAAUGCCGGGAAGGGACUGGUAGUGACAGCAGGGGUGGCAAUGACCUUCAAGGCUCUGGUGAGCUACGCUGUAUGGACAGUUUCACCUCUGAGGACCAGGACCAUGAGAGAGACUUUGAGAACGAGUCUGAAACUUCUGACUCCAAAAUGUUUUUCCGUGAUGAGCUGAUAGAUGUAGAUGAACAGCAAAAACACAUCAGGGGUGGAAGGUGUCUGGACAAGGAACAGGAAGAUGAGGGUGGUGAGGAAGUCCAUUUAAGAAAGGAAAUGGAAGGAAAAGGUCAUUCCUCACCCUCCCCUCAUCAGCCCCCUAUAAAGAUAAAGGAAGAACUAAACGAUCCUACCUAUGAUAUGUUCUGCAUGGGUCAAUAUGGCCUCUACAAUGGCGGCAUGGCUGCAGCUGCUGCUGCUGCAGCAAGCAUGGCUGCUCUUCACGAGAGCUUCAUCUCUUCAAUGGGCUAUGGUGCCAGUCCACCAAAAUUUCCUUCUUCUCAAUCACCAGACGGAGAUCCAUGCUCAAGUCCGGACCCGAAGAUCUGCUAUGUUUGUAAGAAGAGCUUCAAGAGUUCCUAUAGCAUGAAACUGCACUACAAGAAUGUGCACCUCAAAGAGAUGCAUGUGUGCACUGUGGCUGGCUGCAACGCUGCCUUCCCUUCCCGGCGAAGCCGAGACAGGCACAGCUCCAACAUCAACCUGCACCGCAAACUGCUGACCAAAGAGCUGGACGACAUUGUCCUGGAUCCCCAACUCACGCCACUGCCCAAGGACCUGCGAGCCGAGUUAUUUGCAAAGAUCUACGGUGGACACCACAUGGGCAUGGACCCUUUGGCCAGGAUGGGCAUUGGAGGCGCUAGCCUCGGGCCCACGGGCCUGAACCACAGUAUCCGUUCCCCAAUGAGCAUCGAGUAUCCCAUUCACCCUUUCAACCAAAACCUUAGACACCACCACAUCAACGGCUUCUCCCGCGGUCAGCCAGACGACUACACAGUGUUGGACCUCAGCACCACAUCCAGUGUUCAAUCCAGCGGCAGCAUCCACUCCUCCCACGAGUCAGACGAGGGCAGUGAUGAGGGCAUCCUCCUGGAUGACCUCGAGGAGGAGGAGGGAAUGGAGGAGGAGGAGGAGGAGGAGGAGGAGGGCAACAGUGAGGGGGAGGACUGCUCCCAGCGAGCUGAGGGGCGGGCUGAAGGAGGACAUCGGGACGAGACUGGAGAACUAAGAGGAGAUGGACAAGGUGAGGGGAUGGAAACUUCCCCCUCGCCAUUCCUCCUUUCGUCCACGGGGGGCAGUAACGGAGGCGGCAGUGGGAUCCUCUGCAACAUCUGCCACAAAAUGUACAGCAACAAAGGGACCCUGCGCGUGCACUACAAGACUGUGCACCUGCGUGAGAUGCACAAGUGCAAAAUUCCUGGUUGUAAUAUGGUGUUUAGCUCUGUGCGCAGUCGCAACCGACACUCUCAGAACCCCAACCUCCAUAAAAACAUGCCCUUUGCCACAAUAAUAGACUGAAUAAUGACUUACUACUCUCCCACUGUCAGUCUGCCUGCUCCUCCCUUCAUUCCUCACCCUUAUUCCUCCUCAAAUUAGCUUUUAACCCCAGCCCAGGGCCAUGAAAUACAAGCUAAAUGCCUGUAUGCCUCCUGCCCAUCUUCUAUAAAUCAUAGCAAGACAUUUCUAUGUCCCUCUAUUAAAUUCAUCGACUCUAAAUACAAUUUAAUAUUGUGACCUUUGACUUUUCCUUCUUUGGAAGAACAGGAUGACGCUCUUAAGCAUGGAGUUUGCUUUAUUAUAAAACUCCAAGUGAUUUUUUUUUGGUAAGCCCCUCCACUUUUCCUUUCAAACGUCUCCCCACUUUGUUUUAAUGUCCGUCUCCAAAGAAUCUAUUCAAACUCUUAUUUGUGACUUUGCCUGCAGAAAUGAUAGUAUUGAGAAAAAAAAAGAAAAUCUUCUUGUUGUAUUUGUGUAAUGAUAGCUUUUAAAUGAACCCCUUACAAAAGCAUGACAGCUUCAUUUGUAAAUAAUGUCCCAAGAGGCUUUUGGUGUAAAAGAGUUGUGUUGAUGGUUGUUUGCUUCUUUUUCUCUCUCUUUAUGGUUUUAUGUUACAGUCCAGUACAAUACUUCCAGCUAUAGGCAAGAAAGAGGUAGCAUCGUACUAGCUUGACUCAUUUAUGUUAGCUUCAAAGACACGUUUUUAAACUGAGUCCUAGGAAAAAAAGAAUAUCAUGUGGCUUGUUUUAUCUACUUGUUAGAUAUUCAGAGGUUGCCGGCAUGCUUUUUUAGGCUCCUACACUGAUAUCAUUCUCUGUAUUUCUAUUGAUUUUUUUCUGUUUGUUAUGUUUAUGAGCUUUAGUAUACCAAUUAAGUUUUGCACUUUGCAUCUAUACAAGGGGAUGUGUAAUAUUAUUAUAAUGAGGACUUUUGCAAUGGUAAGUUUAGGUGUUGUUUAGGGUCACCAAUGGCUACAGUGCCAAGGGAAAUGUCAGUACCUUCAACAUUCUUGUGCCAGUUUCUUUUUGCACGCCAAACACAGUCUGACAACAGAAGAAAAUCUUACCUCCCUGAACAAAAAAACAAGAUCUUCCCCAUCCCCAAACAUCGCAUUUAUCAAAUGUCUCCAAAGUGUCUUGUUUCAUAACAAACCCAGGUGUGACUGAUCAUAAACUGCUGUUUCACAAACACAGAGGAGUUCAAUAUUCAUAUAUUCUCUUUUUCAUUUUGUUGAAGAAAUUACGAGUGGAAUGUUGCCGGUAAUGAUCACAGUUCUUACUUCAGAUGUUCAGUGGGGUCAUUUGUGUACAGCGUGAAAUUAUUGUGACACUGUCAAACAAAGUUACCGAUGCAAGAAUGCCAUCAUGCUUGUUCACAAAAUAGGCAUCUUAGUGAAAAAUUGCUGUCCCAUUGAUUUAGAAGAAAAAGAUGAAAAUAGUCCUUCAACUGUGACCAAAACAAGAGUGUUUUUCAGUGUGACCUUGUACCAAAAUCUGCCCCGUUAGAUGAAUACGAUGCACUUGAGUCUUAAAUAUUUUGCUGUGAUUUUUUCAGUACUGGUUCCCAUUGCUGAUUGCCGGCUACAAAUGUACUCUAUAAAAAAAGAGUUUUUAUCUGGCUGUUGUUCACAGCCAUUUUGUCCAAGACUGUCUCACGGUACAAGUAUUUCCAGUAAUUGGGCAAAGUAGCCAAGGGAAGGGGUAUUUAUUGGUACGUGAUGUAUCUUCAUGGAGAUGUUUUUGUCCAGUAUAAGAAUAUUUUUUUGUAAAAACAUAAAAAAGUAGACAUUUUUUCCUUAGUUUGACUUCUUUAUCAAUGUAUUAGCAAUGCCAUGUGUUACUAUACAAAGAGAUCGUCUCUUACCUGACUGGUGCUACACACAGAGGGAAAAAUAUGCAGUGUUAUGUGGUGUGCUGUACAGUAUUCACAACACCUUACAUCCAUAACAGUGUUCACUUCCAUUUGUUUCAUACGUAAGCCAUUUUGCAAUAUAGACAUGACCUAUUCUGUUGAAAUACUUCAUGUCUUUUUUUUUUUAAAGACUCCACUUCUAUGACACGUGCAGUUUUUAGUCCUCUGUUCUCUGAGAUAAAAUGAGCGAGGCAGAGAAGUGAGGCUGAUGGAAAGGUUGCGGAGGUGGAAGGCUGACUAGGGAGGAAAGGAUGACAGCAAGGAUCAUUAAAAAUGUGCUGCUCCUCCGUUACCUGGAGGCGUCCCUGCCAUUCUAGCUUCUUCUGUCUAAUAACUCACUUGUCACUUCGUUACACUGCCAGACGCCAAGGUUGCUGACAAGACGGUGACACUGACAGAAAGAGAAAAAGAAAAGAGAUGGUGUGCUACGAACAAUUCAAUUACCCUCAUUCAAUUUAGUUGAAUUUAAUCCACCUAUUCAUUUUCUACAUGUGCUUUUUCUUAUUCACAGUCGCUGAUAAUUCAAUUCAAUUCCUUUCUCCCACUCUGUUUCUCUCUUUGUCUGUCAGAGCACAGUCAUUUAACAACCGCCUUACCCAUUUCUUCAACCCGCCACUCACUUACCACCUCCACACCCCACAGCGCAGGUCCUACAGGGACACACACUAAUAGUGUAUGCUUAAGUUCACCGGACGGCCAUGGCAUAGGAAAAAGGGAUGGGUAAUUGCCUGUUUAUCCCAAGUGAAGGGAAAAUUGAGUACAGGAACCCCUGCCUUCUCCCAGGAGUGGGUUUCACUGAGGCGCUUGCUGCCUCAUUCACUCAUUCAAUCCCCCCGGCCCCCGCUCUGGCAGAAAUAAAAAAGUGCUACUCCAGGAACCCUGCUGACAGCUGUCUCUCCAGCACACACACACACACACACACACACACACACACACACACACACACACACACACACACACACACACACACACACACACACACACACACACACACACACACACACACAUGCAGAUUCACAUGUGCUUCCUACUUACAGGCCAGAAGGAUGACAAGAUCUAGAUGACUUGUUAACCUCUAGUGAUGUGGGAGACAGGGGCAGAGACAAAUAAAGAGUAUUCUUUCUACAGGAAAUGAAACUCUCCAUCCAGCAUUAACAUUAUAGCUGCUGCCACAACGCAUAAAUCUAACAUUCCAUUAUGGAGAGUGAUGUGAGAUAGCUCUGAGUCCGGCAUGGAAAGGCAGAGGCCUUUAUUAUUAUUUCAUUUUAAAAACCUCAAUGCCAUUAACAGCUAAUUAUUUUUUAACACACAACCCAGUGACUAGUUAAGAAGGAAAUCUAUUAAAAGAUUGAUUCAACUCUCAAAAAUCAGAGAGCUGUUCAUAACCAACAUAUCUUAAAAUAUGCCCAAUAACCUUUUCAAUCUGAAAAGAAACAACUUUUUCACAUUUCUUGAGUCGUGUUCUUUGCUAACAUUUUUUUAAGCACAAGCUGCAGUGCAUGACCUCUCUAUCUGUUUGCUGUGUGUGCAAGACCAAAAAAACCUGAAUAUUAGAGAAGAGAUUCCCUUAUAACACCCUUAUCCUACCUCCUACGGGCUGCUUCUGAGUCCUGCAUGGUGCUGGUCAUGCCAGCAGAGCUGAAAGCUGGAAACAGAGCUGAGAAAAACAUGCAAACGACUGUCCGGCAUAGCCAGGGAUACAGACGGCACGAAAGCGGAGAGACAGUGGAAAGGGAUUGGGUUUUUUAGAGAGUGGUCUAGCUGGAGCCUUUCGGCAGUCACUUAACAAGGCAGGGGAGAAAGAGAGUAACACAGGGAGAGAGAGAAAGAGAGCACAGCAGCAGGGCCAGGGCUCCCAGGACUCAUCGCCAGCUACUUCUUGAUUGUCUGCUGGAGACCGAUAGAGCCGCCCCUCACAUCUCCACCCCUCUCUCCCACACUCUCCUCUCCUCUGAGAAAUGACCACCAAUUUGUCCCUUUCCUCUGAGAAAGCCCCCAAUCCAAUCUUUGUCUUUUUUUACUUCUCUGAUCACAUGGGCCCAGGUGCAUUCUGCUACCUAGUGACCGGGCGGUGGAUGAACAGGAACGCGUCACUUAGAGCACCUCAUUGGCUCAGACCACUGGAGUGAAUCUUAAAUAUUUGAUUAGAAGAGCGUCAGGCAUCAAUUAUUCUGUAAUUCUACACAGCACACAGAGGGGACAGCGGUUGACCUGUUAAUCACUGUCCAUUUUGUUCACGUCACAAAGUGAGUUAGUACAGUAAAUGUAAGCAGAGAGGAUGGGAGGUAAAAACGCAUGCAAACAGUCCAGUUAAUGUAGCUCAUGGAACAAAGUGGGAUUAAAAUGUUUGAUGGGAAAUUAUGAGAAAUAUGCAGAUAGGAGGAAAAUACAGACGUACAGUGUGUGGGUUUGUAUAGAUGCUUCAGUCUCAUGUGUUAUGUUCUAAAAUAAUACCCUUAUUAAUUUGAACUGGAACCUGUGAAAUGUCAAUGAUCCUGAAAAAAUACUGUAAAUUCACAUAAUGUUUUCCAUUGUGCCAAUUAUAUUUUACAGUCUUAAAGUAUAAAUAAGCUUGAAGAUUUGGUGAAUUUUAGAAUUUUUUUUCACUUGUGUUUUUUUGUGUAUCAAAUGCAUUUUCGUCUGUGUCUCAAAGAGCCCGUGUUAUGGCACUGGCACUUGACAGUGUUGCAUGGCUACAAAGUCGCACUGCAAAGAACAACACUUUGGUGUCAAAAUGGUGAUUUGGAAGCCUCAUGAAUACUGUAUGUUACCUAAACAGGUGUUUCCGAAUUGGAGACGGGAGGAAAAAAAGGUCCUCUUUUUAAAAGACUCUUCUUUUUUUUCUUUUCUUUUUUUUUUUUUUUGCCUUUCUUGUAUUUGUUUCUGUAUCAUAACUGUCUAUGGUUUUUGCAUAAAAUGCAUAAGGGUUUUGGGAUGUAAAUGGAAUUUUAUUCAUAUUUUGUCCAAAUACCUCUUGUAAUUUGUAUCAGAAUUCUUGUACAAUUUUUAUAUUAAA
Messenger RNA from Notolabrus celidotus (New Zealand spotty), 9164 nucleotides. It is a transcript of the gene bnc2, whose product is annotated as basonuclin 2. Lineage: Eukaryota; Metazoa; Chordata; Actinopteri; Labriformes; Labridae. Gene Ontology annotation, cellular component: nucleus. The record is from RefSeq and is a predicted model, not a curated record. Gene Ontology annotation, biological process: regulation of DNA-templated transcription.